Molecule: messenger RNA, 1461 nt
Organism: Saccoglossus kowalevskii
Lineage: Eukaryota; Metazoa; Hemichordata; Enteropneusta; Harrimaniidae
Biological process (GO): carbohydrate metabolic process
Source: RefSeq, a predicted model, not a curated record
AUGAACAUCAAGAGGACCAAGACGUAUAACGUGCUUAUUUUAGUGGUACUCUGUGUGGCAGUUUAUAUAUUGGGACAUAGAUGGACUUCCUCCAGUGUAAGGACCCGAAGUCCUAGCAAACAUCAAAGAAAAAUCUUUCUUGACUGUGGAGCUAAUAUGGCAUCGUCAGUAAUGCUCUUCAGAGAAAUUUACCCUAACGGAAAGGAAUAUGAAAUAUAUUCCUUCGAAAUUGAUGACAGAUUAGGGCCAUACUUUGCUGCAUAUAAACAUCAAAGUGGCAUUAACGUUAAUAUUCCAUUGGGUGUUGCUGCCAAAAAUGGAGGAUUCACUGCCUACUUAGAAGGAGCCUGGUAUCCAGGAAAAGUGAACAACAAAAAGGACAUGCAAUGGGGUGGUGGCACCUUGUUCGUAAAAGAUGAAGAAAAAAAUGCAGAAGAUGGAGGAUAUCGAAAACUAUCCCAUCGUGUGACUGUGCCUACUGUUGACCUAUCUCAGUGGAUUCAGAAGAACACAAGAAAAGAAGAUUACGUAAUUCUUAAAUUGGAUGUUGAAGGCGCGGAAUUUGAAAUAAUCCAAAAAAUGUUGAAGGAUCAAACUUUUGAGUGGAUUGAUAAAUUUUACGGAGAAUACCACUCUUCACAGCCAACUGGAUUCGACCUGGAAGCAAGGAAAAAGAUAUAUAAACAAUUAAAAGAUAUAGGAGUAAAGCAAAUGACAUGGGCUGGAGAAGAAAAAUCAUUUUCCGAUUUUGAUGAAUUGUACAAGUUACAGGGAGAAGACAAUAUUCCUGGUGCAGUUGGCGAAAUAAACGACAAGUGUCCUACGAUGAAUGGAAAAACACUUGUCUCGAUUGUUCUCGAGAUCGGUAUGAAUCUAAAGACAGCAAGACUUCUUGUGGAAACAUUGAAAGCUUAUGCGAAAGACGUGCCACUGACUCUAUUUGUAUAUGGCGACUUUGUUGAAGAGCACCCAGAGCUAAUCAAGGAAUGGAGCUUACAUUACGAGAUUGGUAUUCGAGGAAGUAGUCCAAUGCCAAACGGACUAUGGGAAUUGCAGAACAACAAUCUCCUUCGUUUAUCCAUCGUGAGUGCCAUGACGAGACUUAUGGAGCUCAAACUGGUAGCAAAAUAUGUUCUACCAACUGGAUUUAGUGAAAACGUCAUUUCCGUUACUAAAGACAGAAAUCUUCGACCAAUCGAUUCAACUAUUCGUUUUCCACCUAAAGAUGAAAAUCUUCUGACAUACAGUUCAUACUUUGAGUACAGAGAUGUUGAGAGAAUACCGAAGGCAUUGGCUGUUAUCCACAAUGCACUGGCUGAUAAAGGAGGCAUUUUGAGUUUAGAUUCUGAUUUCCCGGAUAGCUAUAUCGUGUCAACGUUUCUAUUGGACUACCUAUAUAAAGUAUCAGAUCACACGAUAGUCAGUUUACGGCGAUGUCUUACAGAUAAUAUUAAUUCCUAA